AUGACGCGGGAAGAGGCCAUAUUUAGGUCCGCGGACAUGACAUAUGUGCAACUGUACAUUCCCUUGGAACUUUCGCGAGAGGUGGUGUGCUUACUCGGAAAUAUGGGAAAUGUGAUGUUUCGUGAUCUGAAUACCGAUCUAACCACCUUUCAAAGAGGCUACGUGAACCAGAUCCGCAAAUUUGACGAUUUGGAGCGGCUUAUCGACUAUAUGAGCAACGUUGCAAGCAGGUACUCGGAAGCUACUUGGAAAUACGUCUUUCAUGGCGAUAACGACAAUGCCACGCAGCAUCCUAGUAUGAAUUUUCUGAUGUCGAGCAUGCAUACGCAUUCACUAGACACCGUUAGCGAUCUGACCGCGGAAAUCACAGAGUUUGAGUCGCGCGUCAGGCAGUUAGAUGAGUCUUUGGUCAACUUAAGAAAGAGGCUGAAUACGCUUAUAGAGCAUAGGCAUGCGGCUUUUGAAUGCGGACGUUACAUGGAAGUUAAUCCUGGGCUCAGAGGAAGAGCCGCGAGAUCCCAACAGCACCGCGAUUUAGAGCAACUGACAGUUGAAGAUUUUAGGCUCUCUGACGAUGAGGUAAGUGAGACGCUCAGCGACACCUUUUCAUUUGAUGAAGUUUCGGAAGAUAACUCCGUUCCGUCCGCUGGACGAGAUUUGUCCGCAGAGCUUGAAGAGGGGUUUCGCCACCGCACUACAAUUAUAGGCUCCAUCAACAGGAGCAAAGUGGAAACUUUGAAUAAAAUAUUAUGGAGAAUUUUGCGGGGAAAUCUGUUUUUCCACAACAUCCCCAUUGAGGAACCGCUGCUUGAGAAAGGUGAGCUUGUGCAGAAGGACUGUUUUGUUGUUUUUACACACGGGGAUGUGCUACUGAAAAAAGUCAAAAGGGUAGUGGAAUCCCUAAAUGGCACAAUAUUUCCUGGCAACGAGGGCCGCUCAACCAUCAAAAAUCUUAACACCCAAAUUGCAGACCUUCAACAGAUCUGCCAAACCACGGAGCAAACCCUUCAUACUGAACUUCUGAUAGUCUCCGACCAGCUUCCAAUGUGGAGAGCUGUUGCCCGAAGGGAAAAACUAAUAUAUGCAGCACUCAAUCUUUUCAGGCAAGAAUCGCAAGGGUUAGUCGCCGAGGGGUGGCUGCCCUCUACUGAAUUGUUGAUAGUCUCGAACGCGCUGAAGAACCAUAGCGAAAACAUCGGCUCCGAAAACAGUGCUGUCGUUAGCGUCAUCAAGACAAGUAAGAAACCACCCACUUAUCAUAGAACAAACAAGUUCACCCAAUCCUUCCAAGCAAUCGUGGACGCAUAUGGAAUUGCUACGUAUAAAGAAGUCAACCCUGGCCUUGCAACAAUUGUUACAUUCCCAUUCAUGUUCGCAAUUAUGUUUGGUGACACGGGUCAUGGUGCGAUAGUGUUUUUGAUUGCUCUCUUUUUGGUACUCAAUGAAAAAAAGCUUGCGCAGGCCCAAAAUGGUGAAAUAUUUGAUAUGGCGUUUUCCGGAAGAUAUGUCAUUUUGCUGAUGGGCUUUUUCUCAAUUUACACCGGUCUACUGUAUAAUGACAUUUUCUCCCUUUCGAUGACCUUCUUCAAAUCUGGAUGGAAAUGGAACUCAGGUUUCAAAGAGGGCGAAGCGAUCGAAGCCACCAAUACAGGUGUAUAUCCUUUUGGUCUUGAUUACGCGUGGCACGGCACCGAAAACAACCUUAUUUUCUCAAACUCUUAUAAGAUGAAGCUGUCUAUACUCAUGGGCUUCAUUCACAUGACAUACUCACUUUUCUUUUCAUUGGUAAACUACCGUUACUUUCGGUCGAGGGUCGAUAUUAUUGGUAACUUCAUUCCUGGAUUCAUUUUCAUGCAGUCAAUCUUUGGCUAUCUUUCAUGGGCUAUCAUAUACAAGUGGUCAAAAGACUGGAUAAAAGACGGGAAGGUUGCGCCCGGGCUGUUGAACAUGCUUAUUAACAUGUUUUUGGCCCCAGGCGUAGUCGAUGAGCCUCUCUUUAGAGGCCAAUCUUAUUUGCAAGUCUUUCUGCUACUUUGCGCAUUGAUCUGUGUGCCAUGGCUUUUGCUUUACAAACCUUUGAAGUUAAGGGCUCAAAAUAAAGCAGCAAUUUCCAACGGUUACCAGAAUAUCCACGAUCAAAAUGCCUCUGAAAGUUUACUCGAAUCCCAAGAGGAUGCAGGCGGGGAAAUUUUAGUGACUGAUUAUGACGAGAACCAUUCUAAUACUUUUGAGUUUGGCGAUAUUAUGAUUCAUCAAGUUAUUCACACCAUUGAAUUUUGCCUGAAUUGUAUAUCCCACACGGCCUCAUAUCUGAGGCUCUGGGCUUUAUCCCUUGCUCACGCACAAUUAUCGAGUGUUCUCUGGACGAUGACAAUCGCCAAUGCCUUCAGUUCUAAAGAUUCUGGGUCGCCUUUGGCUGUUAUCAAAGUUGUGUUUUUGUUUGGCAUGUGGUUUGUCCUCACAGUGUGCAUUUUAGUGCUUAUGGAAGGUACCUCCGCAAUGCUUCAUUCUUUGCGUUUGCAUUGGGUUGAAGCUAUGUCUAAAUUUUUUGAGGGUGAUGGAUAUCCUUAUGAACCCUUUUCAUUCAAAGCUCUAGAUUAA
Messenger RNA from Lachancea thermotolerans CBS 6340, 2601 nucleotides. RefSeq names its product H(+)-transporting V0 sector ATPase subunit a (gene STV1). NCBI's taxonomy places the organism in Eukaryota, Fungi, Ascomycota, Saccharomycetes, Saccharomycetales, Saccharomycetaceae. Gene Ontology annotation, cellular component: vacuolar proton-transporting V-type ATPase, V0 domain; fungal-type vacuole membrane; vacuolar proton-transporting V-type ATPase complex. The coding region runs from base 1 to 2601 and encodes 866 amino acids. Gene Ontology annotation, molecular function: proton-transporting ATPase activity, rotational mechanism; ATPase binding. The transcript has 2 exons. The record is from RefSeq and is a predicted model, not a curated record. Gene Ontology annotation, biological process: vacuolar acidification; proton transmembrane transport.